Pimephales promelas (fathead minnow) is the source of this 3855-nucleotide messenger RNA. It is a transcript of the gene tsc22d4, whose product is annotated as TSC22 domain family member 4. The record is from RefSeq and is a predicted model, not a curated record. NCBI's taxonomy places the organism in Eukaryota, Metazoa, Chordata, Actinopteri, Cypriniformes, Leuciscidae. Gene Ontology annotation, biological process: regulation of transcription by RNA polymerase II.
GAGGCGGAACUUCCGGGUGAUGGAAAGUUGUCAACAGUUUCGUUGGAGGAGAAUUAAUCUGUAAAUCUGAGUUCAUUAGUGUCGCUUUAAAGCAAAUCCACUCCUGAACUCAACAAGAGAACCGAAGCUGCGGGAUUUCUGCGACUGAACCGAGAGAUCCGGAGGAGUUGGUGUGACUCGUACUUUAUUAGGGGUGGAUCAGAUGCAAACUGAUGGAGAAUUAACAAACUGUUCGGGUGUGGAUGAUCAAUCUCAAUCAGUCUCCUUGACUCUAAAGGGAUUUUUUUUUUAAAUUCUCUUUCUGAUUUUAUUUUAACGGAAUAUUUUCUCAUCCUCCGGGGAUUUUAGGUGUGGACGCAACAUGUGAGCUGUCUCUAGUGUGUUUAAAUUCACAAAACAUCUACAAUUUGACUUCUUCAUGGGAUUACAGAAUGCCUCUGUCUUAAAUUUGGUCCUAAUUCACAUUUCUAUUGGGCUCAGGUUAAAUCCAGAUCCAGAAAUCUGUCCUGCACAGCUUUCCUCUAUUGUAAUGUUACUUUUUGAUGAUUCUUGUCUUAUAUUGAGCUGAUGCGGGUUAGUUAAGUGUUAGUAAAUGUCUGAUUUUGGGCAGCAACAGUGUUGUGCAAUGCUUCUGUUUCUGUGCGCACGUAUGCGGGUAUUUGCUUAAGGGGAUAGAGGAGCGCGCGUGCAUGUGCUUGUUCUGUGACGUCAUUUCUACUCCGAAUCAGUGGAAUCAAUUCUGAUUCGAAUCAACCCCAUGCAGGCCGAAAUGUAAUAUUUGUAGUUUAUCAGUGUUACUCUUAAAGUUCCUCAGAGUAUUGGUAUCGUUUGAGUUUUAAUGUGCGGGACAGUGGGAGUUUGACACCCAUUUGUAGGCCUAAUUAAAGAUUAAAAGCUUGCACCACCUUUAAAUCAUGUAGACAGAACUGUAACGUGUUUGAUUCUAUGUUUAAUUCGUAAAGUGUUUUGAGCUUUUACACAACGUUUUUAAACUUCCUCCAGGUUUGCAAGCAUGAUAUUUCAUGAUUUUUUGAGUUUCUAUUCAAGGUUUCUAUUUUUCUAUUUCUAUACUCUUAAUGUUGAGUUUCUAUACUCUUAAUGUUGAUGAUUGUUUACACUAGUUCUAAUUUUAAGUUAAAUGCAUGAUCCACUUUUAACUCAAAUCAAACGAGACUGUAAAUCCGCACUUCAUUGUGAUUGAGUUUGACUCUUUGCAGUUGCCACUCUUUAAACUAUUUCAAACUGUUACAAAUAAGUUUUCCACUUGCUCUAGUUUUAAUUUGAGAUGAAACGCAUGGGUUAAUUUCUCAUUUGAAUGUCACAACUGUAACAUUUAAAGUUUUGAAUGUUCGAUUCACGUUUGACAAGCUUCUACUUGCUCUAACUUUAAUCUGAAGUUAAAAGCGUGAUCAUUUCUCAUUUGAAUCAAAUGCACAGCCAGAACUGUUACAUUUAAAGUUGGAUUGCAUCCAAGUUUUACUCCUAAAGUUGUGUGCUUGAUCUUAUCCACUUGCUCCGGUUUUGAUUUUAAGUUUAAAGCGAGAUUGCUUUCUUUUAAUUUGAAUCAAAUGAGCAUUCAGAACUGAAACUCCAGACUCUUUGUUUGAGUUUGACUCUUUUCCAGGUUCUUCUCUUAAAGUUGCAGAGUGUUUUGUCACCAGACGCUAGCAGAAAGUUGAUGGAAACAGAACUUCUUGUUUUUAUAGUUACCAAACUUGUCCUGCAGAACUAAAAAGAAAAAAAAAGAUGUCCUGACACGCUCAGGCUUUAAGCUGCAGGACAUAAUCAUGCAAAACGCCCUAAUCAUGGUGUUUAUUUAGCUAACAUCUUUUGGAAUGGCUGUUUGAUCUUGAAAUAAUCAAAUCUGUGCAUGCAUGGCGAUUAUGAGUCUCUUUUUUGUGUCCUGAGCCGUGAACGCACACACUGCACGCCUGCCAGAGGAAACAGCCAUCAGAGCCGAGACUUGCGCAACCGCUGGGCUGAGAAACUGCUCUUGUUACUGUACUGGCUGUAGUCGAAAUACUCCAAACAGCCGCAGGGAGAAGGACGAGAGACUGCCAAGCUCAAUGGAAUAAAUGUGAUUUAUUUAACUUUUUCGGUUUCGACAGAUUUUACCACGUACCUGUGAGUUCACCUAAGGACAAAAAAUAUGGUUUAUCAGAUCCAGAUCCACCCUAGAGACUGAGUGAACGAAAACCAGCGCUUUGGAAUGGUAAGGAUAUCCGUUUCUUAGAGAGAUUCUUUCGCUCUUUUCUUUCUCAGCCAGAGAAAUAAUGAACAACAAUCGAGCUUUGAGCGCUUAAGGAUAACGUUAUACCACUCGCUAACGCUCAGUCCAAGAAUGAGUGGUGGAAAGAAACGGAGCGGUUUUCAAAUCACCAGUGUUACAUCGGAUUACAAUCAGGGAUCUGGAGAAAACAAUCUGACGGAGUUACUCAGCCCUGGGAGUCAAAGAGCCACGCCCACUUCUGCAAGAGGCCCCGCCCAUGGGCGGAGCCCCAGAAGCCAGACUGCAUCGCCCACUCAGAUUUUACCCAAUGGCCCGUUACUCCGUCAUAGCUCCGCCUUCCAGACGCAACAAAGCUCUAGUCAACCGUCGACGCCCGUCACGACUAGGAAGCAGAAUUCGCUGGACUCGAGCGGGGCGUCGCGGUUUCGCGUGGUGCGUUUGGACCAGGGACCGGGAGAACCGUACAAGCGCGGUCGAUGGACUUGCGUAGAUGUGAUGGAGAGGGAGGUCGAGGAACGAGGCCUCCGCCGCGUGAUUGACAGCAUGAGACACGCCCACUCGCUGGAGUCCUUGGAGACGGUGGGGCUGGGCGGGGGCGGAGUCGAAGGCGCAGUGGGCGGAGCCAGACUGAAGCCGUUGGGGGUGCACACAGGUCACAUGGGACACUCGCAGGGCACCCUGUACUUGCUCAACCAAUGCCGGACAGACUCCACCCAAAGCGGCCCACCUUCCCCAUCACAUGACUCGCAGCCAAUCACGUCGCCACAUCUGCCGAACACGCCCCGGAUACGCAACAUACCCGCUCCACUGCGUCUCGACAUGGAUGCCGUUGGCAAGCUCCGGACCACCCGCUCGCAGCCGGCUUCUCCUGGGCCACACCUGGGUCGAGACAGUCCCUUCCAUCCCGGACUCACGCCCAUCCAGACGCCGUCCGCCUUUGCGCUGGCGCAGUCCAUGUUCGGCAUGGGGCGAGCGUUCGAGCUCGUGGGAGACGACGGUGGAACUAACAGCAGUAUGAUCGCCAUCGAUAACAAGAUAGAGCAAGCCAUGGACCUGGUGAAGUCUCACCUGAUGUUGGCGGUGCGAGAGGAGGUGGAGGUGCUGAGAGAACAGAUUAAAGAGCUGUCGGAGAGAAACGCUCAACUGGAGAGAGAGAACUACAUCCUCCGAGCCCUCAGGGACAGAGACUGAGCCAAACGCAGCACACUGGCCCCAGUGCAUCAUGGGAGAUGUAGUCCGAAGAGUGAAAAGUGCCCAGGAAAAAGGGAAGAAAGCAUGAAAUGACCGGAGGAGGAGAAGCGUGUGCCGUAUUGACCAAUUAGUGCCUUAAACACCAGUAACGACUGAUAGCGCUGCUCACAUGCUCUAAUAAAGAUAAUUACAUAAUGUUGAUUUUUAUGACGCUCUAAACAGUGCCUAUUUAUUACUGUCAGUGUGUGUGUGUGUGUGUGUGUGCUUGUGUGUGCGUGUGUGUUAGUUUUAAAGCACUGCUCACGUCUAGGUUAAUGAGUCUCUUUAUGGCCACCACUGGCAGAUGGAAAGACUCGUUUAGUCACUCGCUGUUAGAUAAAUAAUGGUUUGAUCUGUAAUAUGCAUUAUGCGCUCUAAUAAAUAACUCUCACUAC